This is a messenger RNA of Entelurus aequoreus (snake pipefish), 4368 nucleotides long. RefSeq lists its product as uncharacterized. Gene Ontology annotation, cellular component: membrane attack complex. The coding region runs from base 711 to 4289 and encodes 1192 amino acids. Lineage: Eukaryota; Metazoa; Chordata; Actinopteri; Syngnathiformes; Syngnathidae. Gene Ontology annotation, molecular function: protein binding. Gene Ontology annotation, biological process: immune response. The record is from RefSeq and is a predicted model, not a curated record. The transcript has 27 exons.
CCAGAGUUUCAUUAAGGAUUGAUGAUCCACAAACGCUAAGAACAUCUUUGUUGAUUUGGGUUGGAAGCCGGUGAGAGGCUGUGGGAGCACAUCUGACGUUCUCUCUUCCACCGGAGAAUACCCACCUACUGCGGAGAGUACCCACCUUUUGCGGACAACACCGACCUACUGCGGAGAAUACCCACCUACUGCGGAGAAUACCCACCUACUGCGGAAAAUACACACCUACUGUGGAAAUUACCCACCUACUGUGGAGAAUACCCACCUUCUGCGGAGAAUACCCACCCUCUGCGGAGAAUACCAACCUACUGUGGAGAAUACCCACCUACUGUGGAGAAUACCCACCUACUGUGGAGAACAAUCUUUGAUGCAAUCGAUGCUGCUGCCUCCCUGGAGGGAAUUAUUGCUGAGCCACAGGUGGACCAUGUGACGCCUGACCUUCAAGGACUCCACAAGAUCACAUGUGAGGCUCCUCUCAGGAGGCUGAGCGGCUCAUCAAGCUCUUCAUGAGUAGUUUGCCAGCUCGCACACGCCAUGGCCCAGUGAAGAGGGACCUCCAUCCAUGCUGGCUCUUCGUCCCUGGAGGAGUAGCAUGACUUUGAAGUCCACUGGGAGGCGUGUGUGAGUGGGCCGCUUGACCUCGGAUUAGAUCCUCUGCGAACCGAUGGUGGACUUGCUGUGAGCCUGGACUUGGGACUCAGCAGUGGAGGAUGUCUGCAGAGGCUGAGCUCCAGCCGGGUGUCAAAACCAGCCAGCGGAGGGAGUCCAGGAGGAUCAAAGGUCAGGACCGCAGCGAGGCGGGGCUUAUUAAGCGUUUCCGUGGAGACGGCGUGCGCUACAAGGCCAAGCUGAUCGGGAUAGACGAGGUGACGGCGGCACGCGGGGACAAGCUGUGUCAGGACUCCAUGAUGAAGCUGAAGGGUAUGGCGUCGUCCGCACGUUCCAAAGGCGAGCACAAGCAGAGAGUCUUCUUGACCGUCUCCUUCAGCGGGAUCAAGAUCUACUGCGAGCGAUCAGGGGUGCUUCUGCAUCAGCACUCGGUCCAUGAAAUCAGUUACAUCGCCAAGGACACCAGAGACCACCGAGCCUUUGGCUACGUGUGCGGCAAGGAGGGCCACCACCGCUUUGUGGCCAUCAAGAGCGCACAGUCGGCGGAGCCGGUCAUCAUGGACCUGCGAGACCUCUUCACUCUCAUCUACGACAUGAAGCAGCGGGAGGAGGUGGAGAAGAAGGCCCAGAAGGACAAACACUGUGAGCAGGUGGUGUACCAGACCAUCCUGGAGGACCAAGUGGACGACCCGGUGUACCAGUACAUAGUCUUUGAGGCUGGACACGAACCACUGGGUGGCCCCCAGUCAGAGGAGAGCGUUUAUCAGGUCCCAAGCAGUCAGCAGAAGGACGGGAUCUAUGACGUCCCGAAACGCCAUUUCAUGACUAACAUUAACCACUUUGAUCUUUUCGGAGACAUGUCCACCCCUCCCUCGAUGCCUCCAUCGCCCGCCAACACGCUGGACCCGAGCAGGAUCAGCCGCCAGCAGCACAACCCUGCCGACAUGUACGCCCCCUUCAACCCCACCUCGGUGCCGUCAGGUUACAUGACCAUGGGCCCCAUGCAGGCAUCCCAGUGGGCACAGCAGCCCUUUACUGGCCAGCCUCAGACGUUAGCCUUCCCUGUGCAGGGGCCUCUCCAGGUGGCCCAGGUCCUCCCCGGAGGUCAGCCCCUCAUCUGGAGCCAGGCCAACAUUUUCCGAGCCACGCAGCAGCAGUGGGCGGCCAUGGCGGCCUACGUGCCCGGCCAGACCGUGGGGGGCCACGCCAUCCCGGCUGCCAUGCUCCAAGGCCUGCUGCCCGUCACCGCCGUGUGCCCCCAAGCCUGCGACCUCUCCGCCCCCUCCUCGGCCAUCACCAGCCCCCAGCACGUGGCCGACCCCGCCCUGGUGGAGAGGCAACUUAGUCUGGGGCAAGACGGUUUGGGCGUGGACUUUGAUGCCGGUGAGGGCCCGUCUACGUCAGGAUUGGUGCCGGGGAGCGGGUGUGGCCCUCUUGGCGCGGCGGACACCCUCAUGUGCAGUCAUGUGUUGCCCCCCCCUGUGGCUGUGACACUGGAGGAGGAAGAUCUGGAUCCUUCUGGCAUGACCUUGAGUCCUGGUACCUCCACUGAGUCACCGUCUAGUCAACAGACCUCAGACAUGCCAGCUGCCUCAGUGUGCCACCUCCAGACACAUCUUUCCCUUCUAGACUGUGAGGGCCACUCCAGCCUGGCCAAGGAGGACUGUGGUGCGGCCAGGUCAGGGUCUCUCCGUGAUCCAGGUGAGGACCAGACCUUGGGAUGUUGCCAUCUGCUGGUGGGACUGACCAGUGCACUCUUCUUCCAGGAGACGGAGCCUCUGAAGGUCACAAAGGGUUUUCAAUCAUUUAACGAGUACUGUGAGAACUUGUCACCAUGGCGACCAGCCCGUGGUCCAGUCAAUGAUGUUUGUUUACCUGCCAUGAAAGAGGCUCCACCAUGUUGGUCACCGCAUCCCAUGAUGCUUUGUGCCAGGGGACGGUUGUGUUUGUGGCGCUGGGUCUUCACUUCCACGCUCAGCUUGGUCAUUCUCAGCAGUGGAGCUGACGUCACAGCAGCCAGCCAUGAGGAUCCAGGUGUCCGUGAAGCUCGCUCGGUGGGCAAACGGGUGCUCCUUCAGCCGGUGGACUGUGUCCUGUCCGAGUGGAGUCCAUGGUCACAGUGUGAUGUCUGUCAGAAGAAAAGGUAUCGCUUUGCCAAAGUGGAGCAGCCAGCACAGUUUGGAGGGCAGCCAUGUGGUCUUGACGGGAGGGAGGAGGAACCCUGCCAGGUUCCAGCCAGAUACACCUGCAACAACAUUCCUCCCUGUGAAGGUUUCUUCUGCAGCCAAACAGGUCGCUGUAUUCCAAGAACACUGCAGUGUAACGGGGAGGACGACUGCUCCGACAUGGCAGACGAGGCAGGCUGCAGCAUGCGGCAGACGCCCUGCAGACACCAGGCGGAGGAGUACUGGGGCAUCGAGAACCUUGCCAAAGGAAUCAACAUCUUGGACAGCCAGCUGCAAGGAGUCGUGUUGGACAACCGCUACUACGCAGGAGGUUGUCUACCACACUACAUCCAGGACGUGGCCUUCAGGAAGCCUCAUAACCUGCAACACUACACCCUGCAGACAAAAGGCUCCUUGGACUUCACCCUGGAGGAGUUCCAGUCCUACUCGGACUACAUGGAGCACACCAUCCGUGAGAGGAUGACCCAGACCUCGGUGACCUUUGGUUUUGCCAUCCCAGGUAUUGUGGAGUUUGGCUUCAACCACAGCAAGGCCAAAUACACCAAGUGGGUCCAGAAGGUCCGCCGUGCUUCAGGCAAGACCCACAGCUUCAUAAGGGCCAAAGCGGAGCUGGAGUUGGCCCAGUACAUGGUCAAGUCCGACAACCUGAUGCUGCACGCUGACUUCCUGCAGCGCCUGAGAUCUUUGCCCCAGUCCUACGUGUACGGCCAGUACAGGCAGGUCUACAGAGACUACGGGACACACUACAUCACGGAGGCCGCCCUGGGAGGGGACUAUGAGUACACCAUGGUCCUGGACAAGGAGAAGCUGAAGGAGACGGUCUACACUCUGACGGACUAUAAGAAGUGUGUCCAGUCGGGCUUUAAGGUGGGCGCCAACAUCUAUGGCGUCUACGUGUCUGCGGGCUACCAAGGUGGCUCCUGCAAUGGUCUCCUGAACGAGAUGGGAGAGGACACCACCCUGGGCAGCGUGGUGGAGGACACCGUGUCACUGGUGAGAGGUGGUAGUAGCCAGGCCAUCACUGCCCUGGUCUCCCACAGGCUGCCCAGUCCUCAGCUCAUGAGGCUCUGGGGGGAGGGGGUGCGCUUCAACCCAGACUUCCUUCGUACAACGACGCGACCUCUGUACGAGCUGGUGACCUCCAGAGACUUCACCUUGGACCAGGCCUUGAAGAGGAACCUGAAACGAGCCUUGCUGGAGUACCUGGAAGAGGCCAGCUCCUGUCGCUGUGCUCCGUGUCACAACAAUGGUGUGGCCGUCCUGCGAGGCAGCAGAUGUGACUGUGUGUGUCCUGUCGGCUACAGCGGACUGGCCUGUGAGGUCACUGGCAGACAGACAGAAAUGGCCAGGGAUGGCAACUGGAGCUGCUGGGCUUCCUGGUCUUCCUGCAGUGGAAGAAGCAAGACCAGGAUUCGGCAGUGUACCAACCCGGCACCAGAACAUGGCGGCCUGCCCUGCCGAGGUGUGCAGCAGGAGUCAACAGAGUGUUUUUGAACAGGUCCUGGUCCUGGUCCUGGUCCGGGUCCACCUGCCUCAAAGUCUAUUAAACCUCCUUCCAUUCAAAUGUUCUUUG